AGCCCGUUCACAGAAUGAUGUUCGAUAAGAAAGUUAUAUAAAAAAUCGUAUUAUUUAUCCAUUAUGACGAAAAAAUAUUUGUUUAUAGGUCAAAGUGUAAUUAUUUUUUUUAUUUAGCUGUAAAGGUAUUUCUACAAUGGAUUACAGAUAACGUUUUGUGUCGUCUUUACAAGCUUCCGAUUUAUCCCACGUAAAUUUUGCAACAUUGAUAUAAAUGCACCUUAAGGCCUAACCAUCUCAAUCUCAACCUUCUCAACUAUUACCGACAGCUAAACUUACUUUUUUGCUUCUUUUCUUUACCGACUGAGAUUUUAUUUAUUUGUCAACAUUCUUCAUGAUUUGCGUCAUACAAUAACAAAGUUAUGUUUACAUUUCUUUUCGUUAUCUUUCAUUUGUACAACGUGUUAUUUUAAAAGUGACAGGAGAUUACCGCGCACAAAGCUAAUUUAAAACAGUAAAACAGCAUUUUAAAGAUUUUAUACUUUAACUAUGUUUUGUCAAACUGAAGGUACAUCCUUUGGUAUGAAAAUAGAUUUUGGUAUUACUUCAGUACCAUUGUCAGGCAGGAAUUCUACAUUUCCUAAUCAAAAUGCCACAGGAACUAUAUCAGGAGGUUUUUUAAAUAGUUCCACCAGUAAUUCUGGGUUUGGACAACCUUCUCAAUCACAUACCCAAUUCGGAGGUUUUGGAAAUACAAACACAGUUCCAUUUGUUAAUCAACAAACUAUGAAUCCGUUUGGAACUAAUGCACUUACGCAAGCUCUUGGUCAAAACAACAAUCAAACUGGUUUUGGUUUUAAUCCCAAUGGUCAGCCUUCGUCCCAAGAUUUAAAUAAUCCUUUCUUAAGAACGAACAUUUCUGCACCUAUUGCCUUGAACUCUUCUGCAGGAUCAACAGACGUAAGUGGAACAGUCGUGAAAUUCAAUCCCGUGGCAGGAACUGACACAAUACAAAAUCGAGGAUUGACACAAACAAUAAGAGUUCUUUAUUGGUGCAUUAAUUUCAUGAAAGAAUAUGAAGAGAAAUCUUUAGAGGAAUUACGAUUUGAAGACUAUAAGCAAGGUAGAAAAGGACCGCAAACGCAAACAACAGGAUUCACAAACACAUCAGCGUCUACUGGAGGUUUGUUUCCUUCAGCAUCAACCAAUUUCUUUAAUCAACCGUUCACAUUCCCCAAUUCUUCAAAUACUAACAAUCAAUUUGUUACUCCGUCAACUUCUUUGUUUCCCCCGAAAACAUCGACAAAUUCAAUCUUCAAUAAUCCGCAGACUAGUGGAUUUUCUCAAUCUAACCCGAGUACUGGUUUCUUUAAUUUGAAACCAAAUUCCUUUUGGCCAAGUCCAUCCAGUGGAUUUAAUCAAUUAAAUCCAAAACCCGCUUUUUCCACUGCGAAUACCCAAGCAACUCAAAAUUUCCUAUACAAACCACCUGGUUUUUCUUUAACACCUUCAGCAACUGCUGUGAAUAAUAAUCCAUUUUCGAAUCUACAGAAGAAUACUUAUACAUUUGCACCAUCUCUAAAUUACCGACCUUUUAAUUUUCCCAAUUCCAAUCCUCCACCACUUCCUCAAAUAUUCAAAACCCAAUUUCCUUUCAAUUCCUCAACAAUGAAGCAGAACUCAAGUACCACAAAUCCGAUACAUGAUCAAAUUUUGGGUUUGAUGACAACACCGUUCGGUCGUUGUUCAUUGUUAAAAAAUCUUCAAACAUCAUCUAAUAAAACUGAUCAUGUCCGGAAUUUUAAAUCAGCGUUUACUGUAAACAAACCGAGGAAUCGAACACAGUAUAAAAUUGCAACAAACACUUCCUUGAAAAUCAAACCUAAGGUGAUUGGUGUUGGAGUGCCUCAGAAGGCACUAUUCGAUAGCCUUGAACAGGAAGAUUCGUAUUUAUUGGAAACUUUUCAAGUACAUCCUAGUGCGAAACGUCUGGUUUUCCGAUCAAAGCCAUCUGAUACUUUUCAAACUGUGGGAAGUGAUAAUUCUGAUGCAAAUAUAUCAGCGACAUCAUCGUGUGGGGAGUCAAGUACAACUGAUAAGGAGAAUCUCGAAUUGUAAUUUUUCAACAAAGACUAGCUCCGCAAUGUGAAUUAAAUUUCCAACAGAAAAACUUGAAUCAGUUUACAAGUUUUUACAAAUAUUGAAAAUUUUAGUUUUACCACAGAAUAAAUUGAGAUCUGUGGUAAUAAAAGAUUCAUCGGGGCCUCUAAAUUCAGAAAUAAGUGUUGCAAGAUAACUUCAAGUCAGACUUGAAAGGAUUGAAUAUUAUAAUUAUAGUUCCUUUACUGGAAAAAAGGAAAAAAAUCAUUUCUAGAAUAUUCAAUGAAAAUUGAAUUUUGGAUCUUUCUUUAUUUGAAAGAAAUUGGAUUUCAAAUUAAAUUCUUCAAAAAUUUU
Messenger RNA from Leptopilina heterotoma, 2394 nucleotides. Its product is annotated as nuclear pore complex protein Nup98-Nup96-like. Gene Ontology annotation, biological process: RNA export from nucleus; post-transcriptional tethering of RNA polymerase II gene DNA at nuclear periphery; protein import into nucleus. NCBI's taxonomy places the organism in Eukaryota, Metazoa, Arthropoda, Insecta, Hymenoptera, Figitidae. Gene Ontology annotation, cellular component: nuclear pore; nuclear pore cytoplasmic filaments. Gene Ontology annotation, molecular function: structural constituent of nuclear pore. The coding region runs from base 490 to 2058 and encodes 522 amino acids. The transcript is spliced from 3 exons. The record is from RefSeq and is a predicted model, not a curated record.